Messenger RNA from Hemiscyllium ocellatum (epaulette shark), 4932 nucleotides. It is a transcript of the gene ahdc1, whose product is annotated as AT hook, DNA binding motif, containing 1. The transcript has 7 exons. Bases 1 to 4050 code for a protein of 1349 amino acids. The record is from RefSeq and is a predicted model, not a curated record. Lineage: Eukaryota; Metazoa; Chordata; Chondrichthyes; Orectolobiformes; Hemiscylliidae.
AUGAGCUGCAUCUCCAAACUUGCUGCGGUGCCGGCGGCCGCCCCGGGCCUGGCGCAUGCGCGGUGCCGGCAGCCAGGAGCACUAGUCGGAGGUACGCGAGCCGGGCGGAGGCUGCAGGAUGUGGGCAUCACUGGCCAGACCUGCAUUUAUUGUCCAUCCCUGGAGUCACAUGUAGGCCAGAUCAGGACCUUACUGACCAGUAGCAGAAAUGUCACAGUUAAAGUUGUGCUUGCGAGCAGUAUUAGAAGUCCAGAAGAAAGCCUGCCUAUAGGAUCUAAAUCUCAGAUGGCAAGCAGAAGGCAAGAAAUGGAUAGGACGCAAAGGAAAGAAAAUACAGACCAUCGCGAAUGCAGGCGUGUUGAAUUUGAAAAAUUUGAUCCAGCCAACCCAGAUUCUAAAAUCGAAGCUCUGAUCUCAUCUGCCGUGUCACCGAACAACAAUAGCUUUUUUGAAAAUAUGUCAUCAUUGUACACUGUCCCGGAACAUAGACACCAUGUAAAGUGUGAAAGUUCUAAAGCUGGGAUUCUGAAACACAACAGCCAGAAUGAAGAGGAAAUAAAUGCUGGACUGCUUUUAACUGAAACUACAUGUAAAAAAUACGCUUUGAGGAAAAAACCAAUGAUUCAGUAUAAUCGAGAAAAUAGUUUGGAACAAAUCGAGUUUGAAAAAUACUGCAAGAGCCUUUCCAUUCCUUCAGCAUCUGCAGAAGCGUAUCAAGAUUAUGGAGCAGUCUCUCGUUUGCCUCUUAAAAGGACACUUUUAAAUAAGAACCCAAAAACUAAAUGCAAAGGCAGUCGGAAGAUGUUAGUUAAAAUAGCAAAAAUCAAUACUCAGAAGUACCAGAUGUACACAGAAAGAAAAACAAAAAUGUGCCAAAAGCUUUUACUGCACAAUAACGUGAGUGCAGGAGUCAAAACACAUCACGUUACUCUGCCAGAGCAAAGCACAGCUGCGUUACCAACAGUGAAGAAAGGGAGGAGAAGCAAGGUGAUGGUGUUACCGACAAGCGACAUUCCUGUCGUCAUCAAAAGGAAAAGAGGUAGGCCAAGGAAAGUAUUACCUGAAGGUAGCAGUGAAGCUACCAAUCAUGUGAAGAGAAAGCCCAGGCAUCACAAACUUUCUCCACCGCAACCUACUUAUAUUGCUGGAUCCAAUGACAACACAACAGACUAUGCAGAUGUUUUGUCCAAACUGGCUUUUCUAACUAAACAGAGUCUGAUCCUGGGUCGAUGCUCACCACCCAGGUGUUGGUCUCCUAGUGAUCCGGGAUCAUUUCAGAGAUCAGCUUCUAUGCAUCAGGACAUGUCUCAGUUUUACCGUACGUUGGCAGGUACUCGAAGGAGAGGUGGAAAAGCAGGGUGUUCACGAGGAAGGCAACUGGGGCAAUUUGCAGAAUCAUCUUCUACUUUCAGUGAUUUCUUUGAGGGCAUUGGAAAGAGAAAGCGGAUAUUCUUGGGUGAAACCAAGCUGUAUGCCAGAAAAUGCAAAUGGGGCACAGAAAUGAAGGAGAAGCCUGUUCAAAGGAGGAAACCAUAUAAGCGUGCACUACCAUUUCCAGAACAUGGAAUUUUUCGGAAUAUGAAUGCUGAAAAUUCAGAAUGGGCAAGACAAAAUGAAAACUUCUGGCCUGUGAGCCAAGGUUAUCCUUCGAAGCAACCAAUCAGAAAUGGUUUGUAUCCAUCUUACCCUGGUAUGUCUACACAAUCAUUUCCCAAUACUAUUUGGGAGUCCGGUUCUAUGUCAAGGAAUGGCUAUUUGAUGGGUUGUUUAUCCUCCAACCAAAGCAGUGUCGCUCAACAAAGUCCAGGCUGCAUUGCUGGCUAUUUCCGGUCCUUACUUGAUUCAGAUGAUUCGUCAGACUUGAUGGAUUUAUCAUUUUCGCAGACUGGGCAAGAAUCGUGUAAUCUGAGUGGAAGCUUUGGUGUCAGCAAUUCAGCACAGCCAUCAAGACACUUAACUCAUUACCAGGAAGGAUUUGAUAAAACUAAUUCUCCUAGUUGCAUUGGCAGCCAGCAACAUACAAAUCAAACAGGACAGACUUAUCCACAAAUGAUUGCAGACAAUUCAGAUAGUGUUGAUUUCGGCUCCUCGUAUCAUCGUUCUGAUUCAGAAACUUUCCAAAGAGUUGCUGCUCAGCCACCUCUUUCGAGACCGACUGGACUCUCUUGCCAACAGACUGCAGAUAGCUUUGUUCAGUAUAGUAACUACAGACCGAAAGCUCAAAGUUUCAGUAAUUCAGAUGUGCUGCCACAACCCCGAGAGUAUUCUGGUCUUGACUUUCUUGGUAACAGAGAUUGCACGUUUGGCUAUGAUACAAGCAAUAAUGUUACUUCUUCACAAGCCAAUUCAACUGAGACAUACAGUCAUCAUGUAAUUGGAUCAAAUCUACAUUUUAAUAAGACGUCUUCAUUUAACGCUUUUAAACCAGAUCACAGUCCUCUGACUUUACAAACGUCUUUAACUCCUGAGAAUCAAUCUGAUGCAGCCUGUUCCAUGGACCACGCAUCUCAGAAAUAUUUAAAUUCAUUGCAGUUAUCAGCUGAUACCUCCAGGAUGGCGUUUUCCAGAGGUCUUCAACUGAGCUGCAAAUCCAGUUUUAAUCUUUGCGAUGGGAAUAUGGCGUAUUUUAAUCACCAUUACACACCAGUAUUGGAUUACAACCUGAAUGAGUCAAAAGACAUCUUGGAUAUUUCAAACUAUACACCCCAGAAAGUAAAGCUAAGGUCCUUUCCAGAGACUUACAGUGAAUCCUCAUCCCACUUCAACACAUCUUUUGAGAAUUCUGAAGGAGGUGUGAACAUUUGUGGUAAUAUGGCAAGUGAAGAGAAAUCUAGUCUGUCAAGUCUAGAAAAAUUGAUGAUGGACUGGGACGAAACAGUACCUGUUGAAAGAUCUGGACCGAAAGUUGGUUCCAAACGUCAGUGGAACCAUCAUGUCCCAUUCCCCACUGAUUCAAGAGCUGUGUAUGGAAGACGGAAACGAGUUGAUAUGUCCAACCCUUCUCAGUUGGUUUUUCCAGCUUCACCCUCAUUUCCUUCUAGAAAAGGUGCAUUACCAAGACAGAUGAGGAACACCCGGGGACUUUGUGCUUCAAAUAAGAGAGAACAAUUUAUUCGCAAAUCAAAGCUGUUACAGAGAACUCAAGGAACCAAUCCUAUAUUCUCUGAAAGUGUGGACUGUGCUUUAGAUUAUGGCUACAGUCCAGAUAGCAGUAUGCCCCCAACACUUUCUAACACCCAAAACUUUCAAGUUCAAAAAAAUGAUCAGAAAGAAUAUUGUAGCUUAUACUCUUCAGGCUGUUCGACACCAAUGCCUGAUGAAAAUUAUUCCCCAAUAUUUUCCGGUAAUGAUGUUCAAGAGACUCUGUAUUCAGACCUAAAGCAGUCUACAUUAGAAACCGAACCAUUUCAAAGCCCUCACCAGCAGCUAUCUGCCCAAGCACUGCAACAUUCAAUCAACCCUGAUCAUGAAGGGCUUCUGUCUGAGAACCAAGAUUUUUUUAGUUUGCGCACCCCUGGGUAUGUGGACAAUCUAGAGUCAAGUGAAGGGAAAAAACAUCCAGCUUUUUACGAUGCAUUGGAAAGCAGCUCAGGAACAAAUGUGGCUCCAAGGACAACACCGGCCAACAGAGAUUUAUCAGUGUCACAGCUCCAGUUUGAAUCUGAUAAUCCACCUCUGGAAACGAGCACCAGAUAUUUGCAGAAUUCUACCAGCUGCAGUUCAUUAGUUGAGAACAAGAAAGAAGCUGACAUGUCCCUGUUUGUAAUGCAGGGAAGACAUAAUCCACCCAGUUCUGCGCCCCAAAUGAUCCCUCUAAAUAUGGUAGCACAAAUGGACAAAGAAACACAGAAGAUGGCGAUAGAUUACAGCAGUUCGGUAUAUGCUAAUGCGAUGUUAUCUACAGCAAAUGCUUCGCCUGCAUCAAGUGAUUCUUCUAUUCAUGUGGACAAUACCUACGCAGACAAACAAGGGAACCGUAGACAGGCACCAAUGGGCUUACUACUGGACCAAAAUCAAGAUGAGGUGUACACAGGAAAUGCUUCACAGUGACUUCUGAUGACAUUGCAAAACAUUCAGUGCAAUUAGGAUGAUUGGAUCAAGGGUUUUGUGGAGCAAUUAGGAACGCACAUAGUCUGCAUGAAUUCAUUGGAGAGUUUUGUUGUGAACUGACUUAUUCAGGAAAACUGCAUUUCGGCUUUAAAGAGUAAUAUUAAGAUGGACUCCUGCAGAGACAAUCACAAAGAGUUGUGGGAAGGUGAGCAGAAGGAUGCAGACAGAGGAAUUGCACUUUGAAAACUGCAGUGAAGAAGCUGUUGCUAUAUUCACAUUUGAAAAAAAAUAUGAAAAACUGGCUGCAAAAUGCUGACUCUUCUCUCAUACACAAUCCAUCUUUUAGACAGCGACAAAAAUGAGGUUCUAGGAUGCACUUACUCAGCUGAUGCAUUUCCCAGGAACGCAACUGCAGAGUUAAAUGAGGAAUUGCUGUUCUGUUCCAACAUUCAAUCCACUCCAGCUUCUGGCAAGAGGAAUAGAAAAUUCAACAGUACAAGUUGGUCUCUGGGUUAUAACAAUUUUUUUUGGAUUUAAAGUUCUUGGAGAUGCUGUCACCCAUUGGCUUGGUUACAUGUUGUGUGGAUACUGCUGCAAAGUUUACCCCUAUCUCAACCAGAUAUACCAUCAUUUCAUCAAGGAACAUCAAUAUGGAAUGUUUGGACAGCCUCUUAAAAGGAGUAAAGGUACGUUAAUUGGCAGAUAUGAGAGAAAUCUCUAUGUGAAAACACUGGCUCACCAAGAAAAGAUGGCUAAAUGAUUUUCUGUGUUUGUACUUGCUGAAUUCUGUUUGAUAAAAGAAUUGCCUUUUCCAGCAAUAGAAAUCAUACCUUGGAUUGGAAAAUACAUUUCACGGGAAGCCCAUAUAAUAAAAAGAUUAGU